UAUUCUCCUGCACCAGCUUUAGUUUCGUUCGUGUUCACGCCAGUCACCCGGUAUUUGGUGUAUCUCAAAAUUCCAAAGCGCCAUUGCGGUGGUGCCGUGUGUGGUGUGAAGGUGAACGGAACGAGCUGCCAGCCAUAGGUACUUUUCGGCGGCACAACCCGCGAGUGCGUGCGGAAAUACCAUUGCUUUGGAAGUUUGUUUGCGGCCUCUCUAAAGAACCGACCGCAACGCGGGGUUUAAAAAUAAACUCUACUUCCCAUAAGCAUCGGCAAGCUGUGCAGAGCGGAUAGUGAAUUUUUUCAUUGGCAUCCAGAGCAGCAUCUGGCUUGAGCAAAACCGAACCGACGAGUGCGUGCGUUUGUUUGGUUGAUUUUUUUUCUCCUCCUUCUUCGUCUUUCCGACUGCUGCACAACAUAAAAUAUAUUAAAGCAGCCAUGACUACUUACGCUACAGAUAGUCAAGGAAAAUUCAUCCCAGCCUCACAGCGUCCGGAUGGAACAUGGCGCAAGCCGCGCCGCGUACGCGACGGUUAUGUACCACAGGAAGAAGUUCCGCUGUACGAAAGCAAGGGCAAACAGUUUUCACAAAAACCUACCCUGCCACCCGGCUUAUCUCCGGAGGUCGUGCAGAAGGCGAAGGAAAAGCGCGAACGGGAAAAGCUACGGCAGCAGCGAGAGGAACAGCGCAAGGCUCAGCUUGCGGCGGAGAGCGAAAAGCAAAACACAUCCAACGCCGGUGGUGCCAAAGGAAAUCAGGCCACCGGAGGGCGCACUAAAAAGACACCAGAACUUCCCGACAUUAUGCUCGACGAGCGACCGGUAAAAUCCAAGCAACAAGUUCCUUCCAAAGCGUCACAACAUAAAUCGGAAGGAAGCAACUACACCAGCACCUCGGGGGCUGCGGUGGAAGAGCUCAGCGCACUGGCAGCCGCAAUACAACUAAACCAACAGUCACCAGUAUCAGCGGACGGGCCAACAACGGACGGUCUGUCACAAGAGUUGAUGAAAAAAUUGCGAAAACUUCGGAAGAAAAUACGCGAAAUCGAAGUGAUCGAAGAACGGUUACGAUCAUCUGAUGCUCCGCGUCCGGAUAAAGAUCAGUUAGAAAAGGUUAAACGAAAACAACAGAUCCUCCAGGAGAUCGAAGAGCUCGAGACGCAAUCGUCAGCUGGUGCCAUGUGAUUCUGAACGGUGGAUGAACAAAAUGUUACUAACGUUACGGCUGGAUAGCAGGCACCCUUAUGCUCUAGGCUUGCUGAGGUUGUUAGCUGCAGCUGGCGCAUUGAAGUUGUUACGUUCAGAAACGACCCUAACAUGUUGACGGGUUUGGAAGGAUAAGCAUAAGGAUACAGUGAUCAACGACGCUGCACGGAUUCUAUGGUAGAACUUAACGAUUAGGUGUAUAGGUAGAUUUUUAAAAUUGGGUAGCGAUAAUGAUUGUACAAAACCGCCAAACUUUGGAGCAUUGUGCAUCGCAAAUGGCACAACAACAGAGACAGUUAGACUGGGCACGAUACAAGCAGUUUAUAAUUAGUUGACUGCUUUUGUAAUGCAUUUUCUUCUGCAUAAUCUCAUAGUGCAUUGAAAGUAUGAAAGUUACGGUACGGUUAAAGCUUUCGUUUUCAUAGAGAGCAUAGAUAGUGCUGGUUAUACUGUAGAAGCUAUCAAAAAUCGUCAUGAUCCUUUUCCGUUCCAUGCAGUGAGACCACUGCUAAAACAUUGGAAGAUUCUUGUACGGGAUGAAGAGAUGGGUGCCCAGGAAUACUAUCGCCGCCGUUAAUCAACUCAAUCCGGCACUCUUACGGCUUCCAACCAGUCAUAUUACAGUCUGAAAGAUGGCGGCUUUCUAAUGAGCGUCGUCUUGAUUUUGAACCCCAACUGAACCUGGUUCGAAGAUGUUUAACAUUCUUCAUUUUAUAUUCCUUCAAUUUGAUUUCCCAGCUUUUUUGUGAUUUAGAAAGUAGACUGCUGUUUGAAACUAUGAUGAGCAAGAUAAAUUCUUCUUUGGCGUAACGAACCGUCUUCGGUCAUGCCUACCCCUAAUGAGGUACAACUUUUUCCCUUUGUGUUACGUGGAUAGUCAGUC
Molecule: messenger RNA, 2085 nt
Organism: Anopheles coustani
Lineage: Eukaryota; Metazoa; Arthropoda; Insecta; Diptera; Culicidae
Gene: Pym
Product: partner of Y14 and mago
Exons: 2
Coding region: 435-1181 (248 amino acids)
Biological process (GO): exon-exon junction complex disassembly
Cellular component (GO): cytoplasm; exon-exon junction complex
Molecular function (GO): RNA binding
Source: RefSeq, a predicted model, not a curated record